Molecule: messenger RNA, 930 nt
Organism: Chaetomium globosum CBS 148.51
Lineage: Eukaryota; Fungi; Ascomycota; Sordariomycetes; Sordariales; Chaetomiaceae
Exons: 2
Coding region: 1-930 (309 amino acids)
Source: RefSeq, a predicted model, not a curated record
AUGACGCAAGAUAUCAAGACAUUUAAGACCAGAUUCCUCAUUCUAUCCGACACUCAUGCCCAACCGUUGGUGCCGCCAAGCGUGCCUGUGGACGUGGCGAUUCACUGCGGCGAUUUGACCGAACAGUCCAAGAUGGCCGAAUUCCGCACCACCAUGGCUCUUCUCCAGGGUAUCGACGCGCCCCUUGUACUCGUCAUCGCCGGCAAUCACGACUUCACCCUCGACACAGAGGUCUACAAGAAAAAGGCUGCAGAGGCCAACCGGCUCUACUCAAUUGACCCCAGGGACAUGGCCGCAGUGUAUGGCCACUUCCACCAUGCCCGCGUGCUCCUCGACACAUACAGCGGCAUCAUCUUCCUUGACGAAGGCACCCACCAGUUUGACCUGCGCAACUGCGCCCGGCUGACAGUCUACGUCAGCCCCUUCACCCCAUCCGCAGACCCAGACGGGGGCUUCCAGUACCGGCUCGGCGAGCAGCACGACUUUGCCAUCGACCGCUCCGCCGACGUCCUCUUUGCCGCCGUUGCGCGCGCCCGGCCCCGGCUGCACUGCUUCGGCCACAUUCACGAGGGCUGGGGCGCCAAGUUGGUGACCUGGCGCGGCGAGACGCCCAGCGAGAACCCCUCCCACUUCACAGACAUCGACUAUGGCGCGUCUGUGGUUAUGGAGACGCUCGCGACGCUGCGGCCAGGCAAGUGGGAUGAUGCGGAGGCGGUGAAGGAGAAGGAGACGUUGGCUGGGAUGCUGGCGGCGCAGGGGUACCAGCAGACGAGCCAUUGCGCGGGGGAUGACCGCGCCAUCACCCCUGGAAAGGAAACCCUGUUUAUGAAUGCGGCUAUCCAGCCGGGGCCUGAAGAUGAUGGGCCUCGGCAGCUGCCGUGGGUUGUCGACAUCGAGCUCCCGGGAAUACCAGCAACGCCGGCUGCGUAA